CGCAAGUGUGCCUCUGAAAAUCUAAUGAGAGAAUCUGGUUUCAUGGAGUAGUCUCAUGGUGAAAGUUGGCAUCAUAACUAUGUUUUUUCAGUUCUUAUGCAUCAUUUGCAUGUGGGUAAUGUCAGGUAAAGAAAGGAGUAUAUGAGAGAGAGAGAGAGAGAGAGAGAUGCUUUUUAGUUUCUUUUUUUCUGUAUGAAGGUUGUAUAACCAGGAUUUCCAGCGAUACCCAGUUGCUGUUUUCUUCAUCUGAGUCUACUCUUUGUCUAUUUGGCAUGAUUUAAGUAGUAUUUCUUCAUCAGUCUUCUUCACCUAUCAUGUAUCCCACUUAUUAAUAUUUUUUUUUUCUCUUAGAUUAUUUAAGAGGUAGUUUUUGCAGAGAUUAGUAAGAUAUUGCCAGAGAGGCAAAGCUAGUCCCAUGUUUGUCCGCUUCUCCUAAUCCUUUUUAUUGCCUACAUUCCCCAAUUUGUCUUUAAUUUAGGAGCGGGGUCUUGUCGGUUUCCUUGAUGAGCGAGUUGAUUUCUGGUUUGGUGAAGGAGGGUCUUCUAAGAAACUGAAACCCAGAUCAUUUCGACGCCGGUCUCGAAGCAUUCAGGACCUUCAGAGAGAUGGGUUCUUGAGUUCUUCCCUUAUUUUUGUUUCUUUUUCUUUCAAGUCCUGUAUUUCGUUUGGGUUCAAUCUCUGCUGCUGAAGAAAGAUCAGAUUUUGAUUGUUACCCAGUAAAGUUACGGAAGAAACCAAAAGAAAAAUUGUGGUUGUUUCUGGUCUCAGGAUGAGGGAUUUCCCUUCCUGUUUCGGUGAGAAUGGAGUUCAGGUGGCGGAUUCGUCUUCAAGUGCCAGCAAAGCUGCUCAGAAUUUAGUAACUUGCAUUUACCAGUGUAGAUUGCGGGGUAGGUCUUGCUUGAUCACUAUCACAUGGAGCAAGAAUCUGAUGGGUCAAGGUCUAAGUGUUGGGAUCGACGAUUCGACUAACCGUUGCCUCUGUAAAGUCGAUAUAAAGCCAUGGCUCUUCUCCAAGAGAAAAGGAUGCAAGAGCUUAGAAGCCGAUUCGAGUAAAAUUGAUAUAUAUUGGGACCUCUCCUCUGCUAAAUUUGGUUCCGGGCCAGAGCCAUUGGAGGGGUUUUAUGUGGCGGUGGUCGUUGAGCGAGAGAUGGUUCUCUUGCUUGGGGAUUUGAGUAAAGUGGCAUACAAGAAGACCAACGCGGCUCCUAUUUCUUCCAAUGCCAUCUUCAUGGCCAAGAGAGAACACAUUUUUGGGAAGAAGGUCUACGGCACCAAGGCUCAGUUCUGUGAUAACGGGCAGAUCCAUGAGGUCAGAAUCGAGUGCGACAUGGUAGGACUGAGUGAUCCAUGCCUUUCGAUCCGCAUAGACAGUAAGGUGGUGAUGCAGGUGAAGCGUCUCAGGUGGAAAUUCAGGGGAAACCAGACCAUCUUGGUGGAUGGGCUCCCUGUGGAAGUGUUCUGGGAUGUUCAUAAUUGGCUCUUUGGGACAGCUUUAGGGAAUGCCGUUUUCAUGUUCCAGACAUGUCUUUCUGCUGAUAAAUUGUGGGCCAGUCAUAGUAAUACAGAUACUGAUCCCACCUUAUUGCCUUGGUCCUGCUCACAGAUAUUCAAAGGUUCUCAACGACAAGGUCUUGGUUUCUCCCUGAUUUUGUAUGCUUGGAAGAAUGAGUAGGGCCAUAGAGGUGUAUUCUUCCUCAUUGAGUGCUAACAAAUACUUUUAGCUGAGUGAUGAUUUUUAUUAACGAUGUGUUUGAAUUACAUAAAAAUGUGAUUUAUGAGAGGCUCCAUUUGUUUCCCUAAUUCACUGUCCAAAUAGAAUAGAAAUGAUAUCAAUUUUUUUUUAACCA
This is a messenger RNA of Macadamia integrifolia, 1847 nucleotides long. RefSeq lists its product as uncharacterized. NCBI's taxonomy places the organism in Eukaryota, Viridiplantae, Streptophyta, Magnoliopsida, Proteales, Proteaceae. The record is from RefSeq and is a predicted model, not a curated record. The transcript has a single exon. The coding region runs from base 770 to 1672 and encodes 300 amino acids.